AACGUAGUUUAUAUUCAACAACAUGCUGUCUCUGUGUGUCUUUGCCCCCGAGGGACACAUGAAGUGAUUCAGUCUUUCCUAUCGAAUGGAGGAACUGAAACCUUUUGGGACUGCUACAUUCAUUUCACAAAUCCUCCCAUCACAUCACCCCUCUGCAUGUAUCUUUUUUUAUUUCUGACUGUUUUCGUUUUUCUGUCACAAACACAAGUUCACAGGAGGACAGCACAGCACCUCUCCACUUACCCUGCUGUAGCCAUGGCCGAAAGGACCUGUCCUGAUGGGAAGGAGUGGGACAUCCUUCUCAGGAUCUGUUUUAAAAUGAGUGCCACCCGUAAGCUUCACCCACCAACAGAGCCCAUCCUGACUGCAAAGACAAGUUCUGGCAAGUCAACCAGCCCACCAAAUGUGUUGAUGCUGAGUCAGACUCUGUGGAUCUCCGUGAUCCUGGUCACUCUGGGGUCCAUCUUGGCUCUGACCAUUUGGAUUGUCAUAUUUAGACGGCAGACCAAAGCCCGUGGAUACUACGAGGAUCCAGUCACUGAACAAGAGGUUCUUAAGAAAGCAGAGCCAAAAGCCAAGUUUCACCCGCCCCACUCAGACAGAAACGGUCAGACCCUUCAGAGAGCGGCGAACGGAUCCUCAUCCUGUCAUCAGUUGCACCCCGGAGCCCAAACGGACCCAAAGUGGGAGGAUGGCUUCAGCAUUUGCAGGGAACCUGCAAGGCAUGUGUCUAAAGACGGAAACGGAGGGCUGCCUGCAUGCAGCAUUGUGGCAGACCACAGAGUCCCACUUCCUGCCACAGAGCUGGGAGGCACUGCGUUAGUUACAACUAAAACUGUAGUGUAAGCUGCACCUGUGUGUGUCGCUGUGUACUUAUAAUAUUAUGAGUAUAAUUAUUUUUACAGUUACAUAAUAUAGAGUCAUCUUCAUUCCUUCAUGAACAAAAAGCAAGAAUUCAUGUGAAUCAUGACGCUCUAGUUGGUUUAUUGUAAAGGUCAGGAUGCCGUUGUGUUUAUUGCUGUUCUCCAUGUUUUACAUGCUCUUGGGGUUAAAUGUUAUUCAUCCAUAAUUUAAUUGUGUUUGUGUAUGAUUUCUACAUUUCUGUCAUGGGUGAAACAU
This is a messenger RNA of Girardinichthys multiradiatus, 1119 nucleotides long. RefSeq lists its product as uncharacterized. Lineage: Eukaryota; Metazoa; Chordata; Actinopteri; Cyprinodontiformes; Goodeidae. The record is from RefSeq and is a predicted model, not a curated record. Bases 157 to 846 code for a protein of 229 amino acids. The transcript has 3 exons.